AUGUGUGGUGAAUAAGAAAAACUGUGAGAACACAUGUUCACCAGAUGCCAGAAAUGUCAGAAAAAUGCAUCCAGCGGAAACGGGAUUCGUCGGAUUAAUAAAACGCCUUGAUGGAAGCAUCAGUGGUCCAUGCAGGUGCGUUGCCUGCAGCUUUCCAAGGACAAAGUGGGGAUGCGAUUGUUUUAAAGAAGGGGUCAUCCGGAUCACACGUAUUUUAUUUAUCUGACUUGGAAACUCCGCCCACUCGGGCACUCCGCGUAUCCACAACAUACAGCCUCCCUUAUAGUCACGUGACAAGGACGGGAAAAGACUGAAAGAAGGAAGAGAUUAAAAAAAAAAAAAAAAAAAAAAAAAAAAAAAUAGAGUGAAGAUUAUCUACCGAGAAGAGGGGGCUAUCUGGUUCAGUAGGUUGGAAAAGACAGGAGAAGAUGGAGACGUGUUGAGCUGUGUGAUUCAGAUGUGGUGGGAGAACACAAGGAAAACUACACCUGGAUAUGAGGAAGUAAGUAUAGUUUUCUGUUAAGAUAAAUAAUAGGCCUGCUGUGGAAAAGGAGAAAGGAUGAAGCUGAACGAACGCAGCGUAGCACACUAUGCAACCUGCGACUCUCCACCAGACAAGACUGGUUUCCUGUUCAAAAAGGGUGAGCGUAACACGGCUUAUCACCGCCGCUGGUUUGUGCUGAAAGGCAACAUGCUCUUCUACUUCGAGGAACGUGACAGCCGUGAGCCCAUCGGUGUCAUUGUCCUUGAGGGAUGCACCGUGGAGCUGUGUGAGUCAGCCGAGGAGUUUGCCUUUGCCAUCAAGUUUGACUGUGCCAAAGCUCGGGUGUACAAGAUGGCAGCUGAGAAUCAAGCAGCUAUGGAGUCAUGGGUGAAAGCGCUGUCAAGGGCCAGCUUUGACUACAUGAGGUUGGUGGUGAAGGAGCUGGAGAGGCAGCUGGAGGAGAUCCAGGAAGCAGCAGGAGUUGGUUGUGUUGGAGCUGGAGGCCUGCAGUGUAAGCCUAAGGCCUCCAGGCGUAACCAGGUUGCUAGGUCCAGGUCUGGGGCUUCCUCUUCUUCUUCGUCAUCUUCAUCGUCCUUAUCAUCAGCAUCAAGUGCCCCUCCCAUGUCAGGCUCUGGCCAAAAGAGCCUCCUGGAUGAGGGGCAUCACACCUCCAAGGAGAACGGAGUGGCAUGGAGUAAAGCACCAGGUACCUUGGCAAAUGGCUUUGUGGAGGGAGCUUCUUCCUGUGUAGCGUGGGAGAGCAGCACCGACUCUGGGAUUAGCACUGGAUGUGGAGCAGAUGGGGUAAGGGCUCCUCCAGUACCCCCGAGGAGAAGAGGAGCAUCACUGGAGAGCCCUGUCUCCCCAGGCACUGGGUGCUUUUCCAAGCUUCACGACUGGUAUGGCAGAGAGGUGGAGGAGCUGAGAGCACAGUGGUUGCAAAGCCAGUAAAUGUAUGAAGAUGAAAAACUUCCUUUUCCACACACUGUUAUAUCAUUCCUUGUUGAACAUUCUGCAGUUUUGCACCCUUCUGAUCAUAACAAAAAUGUGUGAAACCACAGUGGUAGUGAAAAAUAGCUCAGCUGGUCUUAAAACCAAUCAAAUGGGGGGGGGGGGGGGGGCUACAGUUUAAAUGUAUUGCAGAUGAUUUCUAGCACAGGAGACUCAAUCAGUCUUAAAUGGUAACACUAUCCAAUGUGCAAUCCAGGAAAUAUUAUCUAUAUAUACUGUAAUGAAAUAUUAAAAUGCUAAACAUUUGUUAGAAAAAAUGAAACAGAUUUUCUCUGAUGGUUGUACUCAUCUGCAGUAUCUGUAGGUCUGAAAUUUUUAAAAUCUGGCUCUGUGUUUUUUAGGAAUUUUUUUUCUCCAUUGAAAAUGUUGCACAAGAGAGUUAACAAUGGUGCCAUUAUAUGCAAAUUAAAACAUGAUGGUCAUCCUAAUAAUGACCUAGAGAAGUUGCACAAAAUGAAUCAACAAGUUGCUAUGGUGAUGCAUUAAACACAGCAUUAAGUAGCGAAGGUACUCAAACCUCUUAGGUCUUUGUGAUUGAUUUCCCAGUUGGCGAUGUCCCUUUUUCCCCUGCUCAUAACACUAGUGGAAAGGAUUCAGAACCAGCUUAUGAAACAGCAGAAAUGGAAAAAGUAAAGAUACAGCAGCAGAAGAUCUCAUGGCAAGUGCACAAAGAUGGCUAACUCAAGUUUGAAAGUUUUCUUUGACUUAAAACCAUUUUGCAGCAUAAUUUUACUCUGCAGUCACAGAAGAAUGUGCCUGCCCUGAGGCUAAGAAAUGGUGUCAGGGGAAACAAAGGGCUCCCACUGGGGCACAUUUACUCCAGAGGCCUCAUGGUUGCUAAUGUCAGAGCAUCCUCUCCAUAGUCUCGGGGGACUGUGGUGGGGGCUGGAUGUCUCGCUCACAGCAACACAUCUUGGUAUUUUUAGCCCUUGUUAGCCAGCGGCCAGAUGAUGCUGUGUCAUAAGAGCGCUUGUCACUUCGUUCUCUUUUGACUCUUGUAUUUCAUAGACUUUUUUUUAUAUUUAAUCUCUAGGACAUAACCAUUUUCUCUGUAUUUUUUUUUAAAUUAUGCAAUCAAAUCAUCUUAAUGUUUUCUCAGUGUCAGUUGGUUUGUUACAACACAUGAACAUGAAUGUUGUUACUUAAUGAGUGGAAAUGUUUUAGACUCAUGAAACAUCUAACAUUUUAUUUUUAUAUAGUUACUUUUGUAUAAUUAACAUCAGCAAUAUGAGUCUCAUACUCUAUUUCUGUGGCCAAUUAACAGUUUACGUAUUUAUUUUCUCUGUGCCUUAUUUUCUGUCAGUGCGCUUACAGUGUUAGUCACAGUUCUUAUUUGAUGAGAGGGAUAGGCUUUAUUUUAUGAUCCAACUGUUUUCCUUUCUUUCUUGCCAAAGGGUCAUCUUAGUGCAAUCACAUUGUGACAGUGGCUCAGUUGCUUCAGUCUACACCAAUGCACAGGACAAUAAUUACUGUUUUACACUUGACCCCUUACAGACCUUUGGUCUGCACACUAUGAAUUGUGUUUUGUCAAACACCCUUUAGCUGCAUUAUGCUUCUGACAUUUACUAUGGUCUGCUGAUGUAACUAUAGUCUGGCCAAUUUUAAAACUUCAGGAGAGGGGUGCUAUGAUUAAACAUCUCAAUACUGUUUUUUGGCCAUGAUAUUUUAAGGAAUUUGUGAAUGUCUAAAAUUAACCAUGUGGAUGACAGAUGAAUCAUUUGCUUAUUGCAGUGCCAAAUGAGGAAUUCAACACAAAUUCACAGGAAUAUAUACAUUUUUUUCCAUUUAUGUCCAUGUCUUUUCAAUGUGAAAAUACCCAAGUAUUAUUUUGAAUAACCAGUAAUAUUUAACAUGUAUUACCAUGGUACCUUGACAAGAUGCUUGUUGAAUAGGCAUCUGCUUUAAGUACUCAUUAAACAGUAUUUGUCAUGAA
Messenger RNA from Sphaeramia orbicularis (orbiculate cardinalfish), 3428 nucleotides. RefSeq names its product sesquipedalian-1. The record is from RefSeq and is a predicted model, not a curated record. Gene Ontology annotation, biological process: endosome organization; receptor recycling; retrograde transport, endosome to Golgi. NCBI's taxonomy places the organism in Eukaryota, Metazoa, Chordata, Actinopteri, Kurtiformes, Apogonidae. The coding region runs from base 560 to 1435 and encodes 291 amino acids. The transcript has 3 exons. Gene Ontology annotation, cellular component: early endosome; recycling endosome; trans-Golgi network.